Messenger RNA from Lithohypha guttulata, 1671 nucleotides. RefSeq lists its product as uncharacterized. Lineage: Eukaryota; Fungi; Ascomycota; Eurotiomycetes; Chaetothyriales; Trichomeriaceae. Bases 1 to 1671 code for a protein of 556 amino acids. Gene Ontology annotation, cellular component: nucleolus. Gene Ontology annotation, biological process: negative regulation of transcription by RNA polymerase II; rRNA processing. The transcript has 3 exons. Gene Ontology annotation, molecular function: DNA binding. The record is from RefSeq and is a predicted model, not a curated record.
AUGGUGUCCUUCCAAUGCGAGGGUUGCGGUGACGUGCAGACAAAGAAAAAACUCGACUCUCAUAGGAACCAAUGCCAUGCGCCCUUCACGUGUAUCGACUGCAUGACCACAUUUCAGGGCACUGGAUAUAGAGCACACACAUCAUGUAUGACAGAAGCCCAAAAGUACGAGGGUCACCUUUACAGAGAGAAGCCCACCAAGGCUUCGAAGAGGAAAUCAGUCUCUAUAUUAGAACCAAACGAGAACAAUGCCCUCGUCCGGCACCAACCUACUGUCCAAGAUGAAGAGCUCGAGAUCCCUCCUCAAGUACCGACCCCUCCACCUGCUGUAACUACGGGCAGUAGAGACAGUGUGUUUGACUAUCUUGUGGAUGAAGACCCGGAUACACCUCAGAUUCAAUUCGCAUCAGAGAGAGAAGAGAUGUCUCUGAAAAGGGAUGCGCCUAGUGUGUUCGGUGGGAGUAGGCCAACAAGCAGGAACUCGAGCAGAGACGAGUACAGAAACAAAGAGGAACGUCUGGAAAGCAGGGACUACCAAGAGAAUGGCUUCACCUAUGGUGCCGAGCCUGUGAACCCACGACCUACCCACCCCAAUGCUAGCUCUGUCACAUUGGAUUUCAUGACUCCUGCCGCCAAAGCAGCAAAGGCCAAACUGGACCGAGGUGUACCACAAUCAGCAGGACACAGCAGACAGAGUAGCAAUAGCGAAAAGAAGCGCAAACGACCACAAAGCGAUGAUCACUCUGGCGACGUUAGCAUGACCGAUGCGCCUGGCACAAUCGUCCGCUCAGUGGUCGAUACACCAGGCGCCGUCAAUCACUCAGGCCUGACAGGUGGUCUUCAGCGUAUGCUUCAAGAAGAAGACGACGACGAUUGGGGCCGCCUACAAGCACGUUCGCCACCAUCAUCGCCAAACCCCGAACGUGACAGCCGUGCUCUGACGAAGCUCAAGCCAGUCAAGUCUCUCAAGAACCACCAAUCCGAGCCUCAAUCCCCACUCAAACGUACCCGACGCUCAAAAGACGCAGAUGAUGCAGGCCUAGGAAUCAGCAUCAAAGGCCGUGCAGGCCGCGUCAUGUCCAUGAUAGGCGGUGCCCUCUCCACACAUACAGAGAGUGAGCUCGGCAAGCCAAGACGACGAGGCAGCAGCUCCGACGCCCGAGAAGAUAAGAUAUUGGUCCGAGGCAGAGACGGUGAUCGAAGAGAAAGAAAAAAGCACAAGGUCACCCGCCACAACGGAACUAGCAGUGCCAACGUUCGCAUGGAGCGCUCUUCAAGGUCAAAGAAACGACAAGGCAGCACAUCACCCGACAUUCACGAAUCGAAGAACGGCAGUACAAAUGGCAAGCAAAAAGCCAUUGAAUACCACUCAUCCAGCCACCACCGCUCCGCACACUCACCGUCCGACAGCGACGCCGAUCGAGGUGGCCAGCAAAUGGUCGUGUUCGGCGAAGAAGAACGCCGCAGACGGAAAUGCGACGACUUCCUCGCCUACAUCACGAAAGGUCCUGGCAGUGAGAAGGGCUAUAGUAUCAAUAAAGUCCUCAAACGCUAUCAUCGUGACAGUGAAAUCACCAAGGAAAACGACAAGAGGGAAGAAGAGAAGGAUCUGUGGAAAGGCCUGCGUCUCAAGCGGAAUGAUCGAGGCGAGGUCGUUGUCUUUUUUGCUUGA